Molecule: messenger RNA, 7005 nt
Organism: Diceros bicornis minor
Lineage: Eukaryota; Metazoa; Chordata; Mammalia; Perissodactyla; Rhinocerotidae
Gene: MDC1
Product: mediator of DNA damage checkpoint 1
Exons: 15
Coding region: 417-6413 (1998 amino acids)
Biological process (GO): positive regulation of transcription initiation by RNA polymerase II
Cellular component (GO): nucleus
Molecular function (GO): protein binding
Source: RefSeq, a predicted model, not a curated record
GUUAGGCCAGGAGGGAACCCACUGGGAUGGGGAUCAAAGAUGGUGGCCCAUUGGAUUGGAGCCAAGGGUCAUGGGCACCCGCUGAGUUCGCCAGUCUUAAUGACGGAGUUGGUACUAUCUCCAAGGAGGCGUCCCACUUUCCCUUCCUGUCAACAGUUUCCCUCUAGGGUGGCAUCUUGCUAAGUGAGUUCCGUCCCUGCUAUUUUGAGUUUUCAUCUUUCAUUUGUUCUUUCAUCAGGAGGGCAGGGUGAAUUUUAUGUUUCGUUCAUGAAUAUAUCCUGAAUACUUCGAACGGUACCAGGUGCACAAUGACUACUCUUGAAGGAAUAUGAUGGACCCCAGGGGAAAAGACACUUCUGCUGGUCCAGUUCUCGAAGGGAUGUGUGAAGGCAGAAAGGGAAAGUAACGGUUACAAUAUGAUUAUGGAGGACACUCAGGCUAUUGACUGGGAGGCUGAAGAAGAGGAGGAGACAGAGAGACCCAGUGAAUCCUUGGGGUGUAACUUGGCGCCCGUAGGGCGACUGCAUAUCUUCAGUAGUGCCUAUGGACCAGAAAAAGAUUUCCCACUCUACCUCGGGAAGAAUGUGGUAGGCCGAAUGCCUGAUUGCUCUGUGGCCCUGCCUUUUCCAUCCAUCUCCAAACAACAUGCAGUGAUUGAAAUCCUGGCCCAGGACAAGGCACCUGUCCUCCGGGAUUGUGGGAGCCUCAAUGGGACUCAAAUCCUGAGGCCUCCUAAGGUCCUAAGCCCUGGAGUGAGUCAUCGUCUGAGAGACCAGGAGUUGAUUCUCUUUGCUGACUUGCCCUGCCAGUACCAUCGCCUGGAUGUCCCCCUGCCUUUUGUCUCCCGGGGCCCUCUAACUGUAGAGGAGACACCCAGGGUACAGGGAGGAGCUCAUCCCCAGGGGCUCCUGUUGGCUGAGGACUCAGAGGAGGAAGUAGAUCCUCUUUCUGAAAGGCAUGUGGUGAAAGAACCAAGGACUACAUCUUCCUCUUUGGCAACAGUAGUUCCGGAGAGUGAUGAAGAGGGGCCUUCCCUAGCCCCGGGUGGCCCUGGGCCACCUUUUGCCUUCAACUUGGACAGUGACACAGAUGAGGAAGAAAGUCAGCAACCAGCAGCAGGGGAGCCCUCCUCAGCUGCCAUGAGAGGUGCCAUUGCAGAGACAGAACAGCCUAAAGCAACCACAACUGAAAUCCAACUUGAAAAGGAUCAGUGUUCAGUGAAGGAAAGGGACAAUGACACAAAAGUCAAGAGGGAUGCAAGGAAUGGGGUAGUUCCAGCUGGGGUGAUUCUGGAGAGGAGCCAAUCUGCUGAGGAGGACAGUGACACAGACGUGGAUGAUGAGAGCAGAUCUCCAGGAAGGCCAGCUGAGGUCCAUUUGGAAAGGGCCCAGCCUUGGGGCUUCAUAGAGAGUGAUACCGAUGUGGAAGAAGAGGGGAUCCCCGCUACCCCAGCUGUAGUUCCUAUGAAGAAGAGGCAAAUCUUCCAUGGAGAUGAUGCAAAGAGUCCUGGGGCACCUGGCUUGGCACAUCUGCAGGAGAGCCCAGCUGGUAGUGAUACAGAUGUGGAGGAGGGUGAGGCCCUACUAACGGUCCCUCUGGAGAGAAGCCAAGCCCCCAUGGUGAUCGACAGCAAUACAGAUGACGAGGAAGAAGUCUCAGCAGCACUCACUUUGGCACGUCUGAAAGAGAGCCGAGCUCUUACCUGGAACAGAGGUACAGCUAUGGAAGAGGACAAAGCCCAACCUGUCAUGCUUCUGGAGCGAAGCCAAACCUCUGCCGAGAGAGACAGUGACACCGAUGUGGAGGAAGAGGAGCUCCCAGUGGAAAAGAGAGGAAUUGUCCCCAAGGAUCACACAGAUGGGGCACAUUCAGAAAAGAGCCAACCUCCUCUUGGGGACAGUGAUAGAGAGAUGGAGGAAGAUAAGAGCUCACCUGCAGUCCACCUGGAGAGAAGCCAAGCCUCUGCCACACUGGAUGUCAACACACAAGUGAAGGAGGAAGUCCCACCAGGGCCAGAUGUUACACUUCUGGAGAAGCAUCAGGUACCUGUGGCAUGGACAAAUCAAACAGAUGUGGAAGCAGAAGGGGGCCCAGCAAAGCUGCCUAUGGUGCGUCUAGAGGAAGUCCAGCCUCCUCCAGUUGGGGACUGUGAGGUCACAUCCUUAAGAGCCUCAGCAGUGACAGAUGUAAGAAAGAGCCAGCUUCUCACAGGAGGGGAUACUGGGACAGAGUGUACUGUGGCUGUUCUUAAGCAGGAGAGAGCUCUUGAGGCGGGGGCCCAGGGUGGGUCACCUGUGGCAUUAGUGGAGCAGGGCCUUCUCCCUGUCUCAAGGGAGAACCUAACAGAUCUGGUGGUGGACACAGGCACUCCAGGAGAACCCAUUCAGCCACAGAGAGAGGGAGCCCAGACGCCCACAGAAGGGGAGAGAGAACCACAUGUGGAUGGGGCCAAGGACUCUGGAGAUGACCGUGAUGAUUCUGAAGAUUUAGACCUGCAAGCUACCCAGUGUUUUGUGGCGAGAGAGGGUCAGAGCCUGGCAGCACUCCAGAGCAUGGAGGAUGAACCCACCCAGGCCUUCCUGUUAACUCUACCCCAAGAGCCUGGCCCUUCCCAUUGCAGCUUCCAGGCCGAAGGUGCCCUGGAUGAGCUAUGGGAGGUCUUGGCUACACAGCCAUACUGUCCAAGAGAGUCUGAGUCCUCUGAGACCCAGCCCGUUGCUGCCCACCUUGAGGCCCAUGGAUCUUGCCUCUCUCCACCUAGGGCAACACCAGGAGAACAGCAUCCAGAGAGCCCAGUUCAUGCAGAGCCACUGGGGAUUCAAGGCAGAGAGAUGCAAACUGUGGAGAAAGACAUGGGUACACCAAGAGAAACAGCAGAGAGGGUGACCCCUGAGAGAGGGCCAUUGGAGAGGGCAACCAAGAAACUGCCACUAGAAGGGGAGAGAGAAAAUGUGAUAGGAGAGGAAGAAUUAACCAGAGGGAUACAGGACAGUGAACAAAAGCAGGUGUUAGCUAGAGACACUCAGAGACAAGAUUCUGACGAAAAGGUGACAAGUCCCGAAAGGAAUAUGGAGAGUUUGAAGGUAGAAAUUGAGACACCCGAGGAAAUACAAGAGAAAGAGAGAGAAAAGCAGACUCUUGCAAGAGAAAUAUUUGAGAGAGAAGCAGAGAAACUAGUACCAGAGAGAGUGUGUGAGGCAGGUGGGUUAGAAGUCAAGGUAUCCAAAGUGAUACUAGAGAGAGGCCCUCAAGGAGGGGAGCCGGAGAGAGGGAGCCAGGACCAGAAAGGGAAGGCCUCCAGUCCAACACCAGAGCCUGCGGUGGGGGCGGGGGGCCUUCAGGGACUUGCUGCAGCCACGGUAGCUUCUGGGAGCCAAUCAGGUGGAGGAAGGGGAGUCCCAGUGAGCCCCAGGAGGCAGGAGAGAGGCCACUUGAAUUGCGAGAUGCCACCUGCUGAGAAGGCUUCCAGGGGUGAUCAGGAAUCCCCAGAUGCUUUUCUGCCUCCUGCGGUGCCUGAAGCCUCGGUCCCACUCCAAAACCCCCUCACCUCUCAGAGCCGAAAGCAAAAUGGGAGUCAGGGAACCCCAGAGAUUCCUUCCACAGAGCUGGAGCCUCUCCACUCAAAACCCAAAGUCAGUCCCCAGGGGUCCUCCAGGUUGACACCCUCUCCAGUUUCUUCUAUAGCCCCUGAGUCCCACCCUACCACCCCAACAGACCAGCCUGUCAGCCCUGAGCCCACAUCUCGGGCCACUCGGAGCAGAACACGUAGGUCUUCUGAAAUGACCCCUGCACCAGUUGUCCCCACAGCGCCGGAGCUGCAAUCUUCCACCUCCAAAGACCAGCCUGUCACCCCUAAGCUCACAUCUCGGACUCGGGGCAGGACACAUAGGUCCUCUGUCAAGACCCCUGAACCAGUUGUCCCCACAGCUCCUGAGCUCCAGCCUUCCACCUCUAAAGAACAGCCUGUCACCCCUGAGCCCACAUCUCGGGGCAGGACACAUAGAUCUUCUGUCAAGGCCCCUGAGCCAGUUGUCCCCACAGCUCCUGAGCUGCAACCUUCCACCUCCAAAGACCAAUCUAUUAUCCCCACACCUACAUCUCGGGCCACUCGGGGCAGGACACAUAGGUCCUCUGUCAAGACCCCUGAACCAGUUGUCCCCAUAGCCCCUGAGCUCCAGCCUCCUACCCCCACAGACCAACCUGUCACCGUUGAGCUCACAUCUCGGGCCACUCGGGGCAGGACGCAUAGAUCCUCUGUCAAGACCCCUGAACCAAUUGUCCCCACAGCCCCUGAGCUCCAGCCUUCUACCCCCACAGACCAACCUGUCACAAUUGAGCUCACAUCUCAGGCCAGAACACAUAGGUCCUCUGUCAAGAUCCCUGAACAAGUUGUCCCCACAGCCCCUGAGUUCCAGCCUCCUACCCCCACAGACCAACCUGUCACAGUUGAGCUCACAUCUCGGGCCACUCGGAGCAGAACACAUAAGGUCUCUGUCAAGACUCCUGAACCAAUUGUCCCCACAGCCCCUGAGCUCCAGCCUCCAACCUCCAAAGACCAGUCUGGCAUCUUCACAUCCACAUCUCGGGCCACUCGAGGAAGGACACAUAGGUCUUCUGUCAAGACCCCUGAACCAAUUGUCCCCACAACCCCUGAACUCCAGCCUUCCACCUCCAAAGACCAGUCUGUCACCACUGAGCCCACAUCUGGGGCCACUCAAGGCAGGACACAUAGGUCUUCUGUCAAGACCCCCAAACCAAUUGUUCCCACAGCCUCAGAGCUCCAGCCUUCCACCCCUACAGACCAACCUGUUACCCCCAAACCCACAUCCCGGGCCACUCGGGGCAGAACACAUAGAUUUGCUGUCAAGACUUCCGAACCAACUGUCCCCACAGCCCCAGAGCUCCAACCUUCCACCCCCACAGACCAACCUGUCGCCUCCAAACCCACAUCUCAGGGCAGGACACAUAGGUCUUCUGUCAAGACCCCCGAACCAAUUGUCCCCACAGCCCCUGAGCUCCAGCCUUCCACCCCCAGAGACCAACCUGUUACCCCUGAGCCCACAACUCCAGCCACUCGGGGCAGGACACAUAGGUCCUCUGUCAAGACCCCCCAACCAAUUGAACCCACAGCCCCUGACCUUGAACCUCCCUCCCCCACAGACCAGCCUGUCACCCCCAAAGCCAUAGCUCAGAGUGGUCAGAGCAGGACACUAAGGUCUUCUACAAUAAGGGCUAUGCCGGUUCCUACCACUCCUGAAUUCCAGUCUCCUGUCCCCACAGACCAACCUAUUCCCCCUGAGCCCAUCCCUCAAGCCAGUCGCACCAGGAGGCCAAGGGCCACUAGGAAGCAUGGGUCUCUUACAGCUCCCAUUGUCCAUGAACCCUGCUCUGCACCCCCGGAACCUAACUCAAGGAAACAAAGACAAAGAAUAGUGAGAGCAGCUGAGUCCCUUAGAACCAUUCCUGAGCCUGCCUUUGCCCAGCUUCCUGAGGCACCCACGCAUGCUUCCCAGAUCCAAAAGGUAGAGGCAGCAGGUACAUCUGGGUUCACUCCAGAGCCCCAGCCUAAGGCCUCUCAAAGCCGCAAGAGACCUUUAGCUACCCUAGACUUAUCCCCACUUCAAAAACGGCUCCCAAGAGGGAAGGUCCCCCAGAAGACAGCAUUCCUCAAGGAAGAGCAAGAAGAUCCCACAGAGAGGCCAGGGAAGAAGGAUGUAGUGAUUCCAGAACCAGGCAAGAGAAAGAGAGACCAAGCAGAGGAAGAGGGAAUACCAAGCCACAGCCUCCGACGGACCAAACCUAACCAAGAGUCCACAGCCCCCAAAGUGCUCUUCACAGGAGUGGUGGAUGCUCGAGGAGAGCGGGCUGUGCUGGCCCUGGGCGGAAGUCUGGCCAGCUCCGUGGCAGAGGCUUCUCACCUGGUGACUGAUCGAAUCCACCGGACAGUCAAGUUCCUGUGUGCCCUGGGGCGGGGGAUCCCCAUCCUCUCCCUGGACUGGCUACACCAGUCCCGCAAGGCUGGUUGCUUCUUGCCCCCGGAUGAGUAUGUGGUGACUGAUCCUGAGCAGGAGGAGAACUUUGGCUUCAGCCUUCGGGAUGCUCUGAGCCGAGCUCGGGAGCGAAGGCUGCUGGAGGGCUAUGAGAUUCAUGUGACCCCUGGAGUCCAGCCACCUCCACCUCAGAUGGGAGAGAUCAUCAGCUGCUGUGGAGGCACUGUCCUACCCAGCAUGCCCCGGUCCUAUAAGCCUCAGAGAGUUGUGAUCACAUGCUCCCAGGACUUCCCUCGAUGUUCCAUUCCAUCUCGGGUCGGGCUGCCCAUCCUCUCACCUGAGUUCCUGCUGACAGGAGUGCUGAAGCAGGAAGCCAAGCCAGAGGCCUUUGUCCUCUCCGCUUUGGAAAUGUCAUCCACCUGAAAACCCCACCCCAUUCCUUCCCAGACCAAUAAAUAAAAUGUUAGAAGAUAUUUAGAAGAAAGAACUUAGGGCUGUAGAAAGGAUUGGGAUGUAUUGAUCUGAUUUGUCUUGGAAUAUGGGUGGGACCAAAAAGGCUUAUGGGUAAAGAGAAAGAUAGAUUGGGAGCCACAGAUUUUCUUAAAUGACCUUUUAAAAUUGGCUAAUCCCAUGCUCAGAUAUCUUGAGCAGCUCUCAUCUUUACUUAGUCUGAUGUGCUUAUUGCUUUGUGGCACACAUGGUGUCCUGCCUCCCAUUUGGAAGCCAUCUCUCUUCCUCUUUUCUUGCUGGGAUUCUCUCUUGUCCUCCGAAAGAUAGUGGAAACAAUUUUAGUGUCAGGAACUUGAAGGGAUGCUUGGAGUGAGUAAGCGUGAGGGUGGAGUUAUGGAAUGCUACUAAAAUGUCGUCUUCUCCUCUGGCCCCAUCUUGUUAGAAGCGCCCUUUAGCUUUGACUUUGAGCAAAUCUCUGCACUUUUCUGGCCUGCUAUUCCAGUCUUUAUAAAAUUAGAGUUUAGACUUAUCCUCUGUGAUAAAUAAAUAUUCACUUUGUGCCUUA